Galeopterus variegatus (Sunda flying lemur) is the source of this 1662-nucleotide messenger RNA. Its product is annotated as numb-like protein. The transcript has 5 exons. The annotation marks the transcript as partial. Lineage: Eukaryota; Metazoa; Chordata; Mammalia; Dermoptera; Cynocephalidae. The record is from RefSeq and is a predicted model, not a curated record.
UAACCACUUCCAGAAUGUGUAUGGCUAUGUCUGAGGGUGGCCAUCCUUGGGGAUAGUUGUCUUUGGGUGGUUGCAUGCCAUGCCUAAUGUGUGUCUGUUUCUCUAUAAUGCACAGGGCUAUAGCCACAGGUAUCUCAGUGUGUAGCUGUGUGUAGAGAAAGAACUGACCAUGUAAGUGUGACUGUGACACUGUGACAGAAGACUGUGUGACUGAUUCUGUGACCAAAUGUGAGCAACUAUGACUAGAUAUGAUGGUGUGACAAUGUGUGACCAAAAAAGGUAUGUUGGUGUGACUGAUACAGUUGGCGUUGGAUGUCCAUGUGCAAGCAUGGCUGUGUGUGGUCUUUAUGAGACCAAAUGUGUGUCAGUCAAUCUGUGUGCUUCCACGACCAGAUGUCAGUGUGCAGCAGUGGAGAUAUGUGUGACAAUUGUGUGUAGCUGUGAUAAUGUUACUUUGUGACUGGGUGACCAAAUGGGUGAACUCUGACUGGGUGUGAUUCUGUCUGGGUGGGCCUGUGAUGUGGCUAUCUUGGGUGGCACCUGAUUGUACACGUGCCACUCUGGUGGGUGUGCCUGAGCCCAGCUCUUUUUGUGUGGCUGAGAAAAUGGAAGUGACCAAAUAUCCGUAGCUGGUGUGACCAGGUGUCUGUGGUGGGGCCAAUGUGGGCUGAGACACUACAUGCAUGUGGACAAAUAUCUGUAAUAGAGACUCUGUGUGUCUGUAAACACGAACAUGUGACCAGAUAUUUAUAGUGGCAGUUGUCUGUGGUUGUAAUUAUGUGUUCUGUGUGAUCUGAGGUGUGUAGCUGUGAUCAUGUCUGUGUUUAACUGUGCAGAGCUGUGACAACUGUGUUUUGCUCUGAACAUGUGUUUAGAGGGCAAGGCCACUCUCUCCUCACACCAUCCCCUUGGUUAUUGAGGGCCUCCUGAAUCCAGUACAGCCCCAAUAACUGCCCCCCCCACCUACUCAUUUUGGGGCCCUUAGAACCAGGUGGCUGAUCUCCCUGGUAAUAGUUGCUAUGACAACUAGGGCUCUCAUCAGGUAGCCUGAGAUGGAGGGGUUGGCUGAAGUCCAAAGGUGGAGUCAUGGGGGACUGAGCCCCACCCCCAACUUACUUCUCAAAUUUUCUUCCCUCUCUUGGGCAGGACAGACCCAGGAGGCCUGAGCGGCAUCUGCCCCCAGCCCCUUGUGGGGCCCUGGGGCCCCCUGAAACCUCCAGGACGGAGCCAGACGGGGCAGGCACCAUGAACAAGUUACGGCAGAGUCUACGGAGGAGGAAGCCUGCUUACGUGCCAGAGGCAUCACGCCCGCACCAGUGGCAGGCAGAUGAGGACGCGGUGCGCAAGGGCACAUGCAGCUUCCCGGUCAGGUACCUGGGCCACGUGGAGGUGGAAGAGUCCCGAGGGAUGCAUGUAUGUGAAGAUGCUGUAAAGAAGCUGAAAGCAAUGGGCCGGAAGUCCGUGAAGUCUGUCCUCUGGGUGUCAGCCGAUGGGCUCCGAGUGGUAGAUGACAAGACCAAGGACCUGCUGGUAGACCAGACCAUCGAAAAGGUCUCCUUUUGUGCUCCUGAUCGCAACCUGGACAAAGCUUUCUCCUAUAUCUGCCGUGAUGGGACCACCCGCCGCUGGAUCUGCCACUGUUUCCUGGCACUCAAGGACUCC